Molecule: messenger RNA, 3037 nt
Organism: Aspergillus homomorphus CBS 101889
Lineage: Eukaryota; Fungi; Ascomycota; Eurotiomycetes; Eurotiales; Aspergillaceae
Product: telomere length regulation TEL2 family protein
Exons: 6
Coding region: 22-3027 (1001 amino acids)
Biological process (GO): telomere maintenance via telomerase; protein stabilization
Cellular component (GO): cytosol
Molecular function (GO): Hsp90 protein binding; telomeric repeat DNA binding
Source: RefSeq, a predicted model, not a curated record
GGCCAUUUGCCCACUCGUGAAAUGGACAGUCUUCUUACAGUCGUGAAGACGGUCACACCUGAUCGAGAAACUCUUAUCUCGGCUGCUGCCGAGCCGUCACAAUCUGACAUCACCUCCGACAAGCGGGCUACAUCCGAACUCGAUCGGGAUGCCUCGUCACCUGAGAGUAUACUAGCGCUUCUCAAGUCUAAGCCUGACCAGGAUCAGCUCACUCAAACUCUCGCAAUAAUUGACCCUUCGAAUAAGAAAGCUAAAAUAGAAGGUUUCGACAUACGUGUUCCAGGUCCCAAAACAGCGCAGAUCCUCAAUGUCCUGGUCACCGUCACAAUUCCCAAUCACUGGGAUGCCCUUCAUGCGGAGUCCAGAAGAUCCAAGUCGAGUUCGAAGCUGCGCGCUGCCUUGCUGAGGUGUCUCAGUAGCGUCGCAGGUAUCAGUUGCCUGUUGACCCAGCUUCGCUCUCUCAUCACCGCCUGUCGGUCAUCUGCCCAAGAGGCGAAUGCAUCUGGCCAUCAGCUUCAGACUAGAGGCAUACUGUCAGUGAUAUGUGCUUUAUUAGAGCCGCAUGAUCUAAUGUAUCGACUAUAUGUUGAUAUUGAAGCUCUUUACCGCAACUCAGUCCAGAAGCAAGUGGCAUGGAGGGAGUUGCUGUCUCACGUUGCCGCUAGUAGGAUUCUAUCGACUGCUGCGGAAGCGAUAUCACUGAUCAAAGACCUUGAUGGAGUUGACUCUUUAUCUUGGGUGGGAGAGGGGCCCAAGUACGCAUCCUGGAUUGGCGCAAAUAUAUGCCAUAUGGCCUCGAAUAUAGCUCUCGAUAAGGAAGAUGCCUGGAAAUCUGUGGCUACGUUGACCGGACGAUCGUUGAGUCUUGGGUACACUGACCAGCUGGUACGAGAGAUCUAUUUGGGACUACUUGUUCAGGAGACAAAUUUCCAACAGUAUGGCCUCCUAUUCAAUCAUCUCCGGUUGAAUGAGCAGAUCGCACUUGCAGAAGCCAUUUUCAGGGAUAUUGAAAAGAAGCAUUUCUCAUCGAUCAUUCCUGGUGAGACAGAGGGUGUAUCUCAAGAAGUGCUUGGUUCUGUGGCAGCCUUGUGCGCACUGGUCAUAAAGGACCGACCGCAUAUACAGGCACAGAUUAUUGAAUGGCUUUCAAAGGGGCAGGGUGGCUCCAUACACUCUGCCGAGCUACGGCGCGCUCUAAUAGCAGGCUUUGCUCAUACGACAGAUCUGAUGGUCUCUCUGGUCACGAAGAGUCUCGGACAGUCCGGCGACAAGUUUUACAUCCAGCAUACGCCAAUCAGAUGUCAAGAGGCAAACACUCAGGUCAUCCUAUUGGCUUGCGGGUAUCUCCAGCAAAGCGAUCCGCUCGAGGUGAUGCGUGUGGGACGGUCCGGGAUAUUUUUGAGCACUGUAUCGAAUCGUCUGGCAGCUUCGUCUGGGCGAGCUCGCUUUCUCGGGAUGCUCAUUGGUACCGCUAUCUCGCAAUUGAUAGAACCAGCAGGCAAAGGUAUGAAGUUUGACCUUGAAGAGAUGGAAAGUAGCGAAGCAAUGUGGUAUUUGAGCCUGCUCAAUACACAGGACAAUGUUGGGACACUUGAGUCAAUCAAGCUCCUUCAAAGAAGCACACCACCAACGCAUCAAACACACGCACAUAAGGUCUCUUCCGCAAGGGGAGCAGGCUCCUCGAAGAAAGUCAACACAAGAACAGCCAAGAUCCUUGCGAUUGAAGAAAUCGAGGACUCCGAGGAAGAAUCUGAAGAUGAGGAUCUCGUCCCUUACGAAAAGCCCGACGAAGACUUUUCGGACGACGACGACGAUCCGACAGUGGUUCAAAGGAACAAACCAACAGCACCAGUGUAUAUUCGCGAUCUCAUUACGUAUCUACGAGAUACGGAGAAUAUCGAACGCUUCGAGCUAGCCGUCUCUACUGCUCCUUUCCUGAUACGACGCAAGACAGGGUUUGGUACUGAGCUCGCUGAGAACAUAGAAGAAUUAGCUCUCGUGGUGGUGGGCAUGCAGGAGCAAGGAAAACUUCCUAAAUUCCAUGAAUACCAGCUUCAAAGCAUGAUCGCGUUGAUAGUCUCGCAGCCGCUGAAAAUGGGCCACUGGUUUUCGGCGCUAUUCUUCGACGGAGACCUCUCUCAACCUCAGCGUUCUGCUGUCCUGACCGCACUAGGCUUGAGCGCUCGCGAGCUAGCUGGCAACGGCGAAGCAGAUGCCAAAGUCCUCGGCCUUCCGACCUUACCAGAUGCCUCAUUUCCGUCAAGGAAGUUGCCAAGCAGCCUAGAAGCCAUUUACUUAACAGAGUCGCCUAUCGCAAGCCUCACUAAAUCCCUGUCGCAGGCUUCCCUCGAGCCCCUCGCAGCUAGUGCCGAAGAGUCAUUAUCUGGUCCCAGCGCGCUGAAGGUGCGCACAUUUUCCACCCGAAUGGAGGUGGAAAAGAGACGCCAGCAGCGCGAAGCCCAGCGGCAGAAGUCGACGGUCAAGGAUCUGUACAAAGUGCUGUCGCAGGGAUUCUUCUAUCCUCUGAAGGGUCGUUUCGAAAUGAUGAUGCUGCAGUUUGGCUCAUCGACUGCUCCCUCCUACAAUCCAUUCUACGUUCCCCAUCUCCUGUGCCUGUUCGUCCAAACGCUCACCCUUGUCGUCUCGACUAUGGGCCCUCACACACCGUAUCUACCCAACGUCACCGAAGAAACACUGUCGUUCUUACUGUCGCUCCACGGCCGCCCUCUCGCCGAAGACCCAGGUAUUCUAUCUGCGCUUCUCUCGUUGUUCCUCGCAGUCGUGGAUCUGAACGUCGCGUCCGGCACAACCGGCGAGGAGCGGCUGGUCACCGAGUUCGCGACUCAAGUUGUGGAGCUGCGCGACUGGGUGGGGGAGGUCUUCGAGAGGACACCUGCCGUGCAGGAUUCGAGCGAUCCACGAGAGCAUGUGAGGACGUUGGCUGCGGGUGUUAUGGUGAAGCUUGGGGAAGUGAUGGAGAGAUACCAGGGAAGACUGAUGGGUGUAAACUCAGGAUUUAGAUAUUAGUUGCGUCGCU